Messenger RNA from Cajanus cajan (pigeon pea), 1554 nucleotides. RefSeq names its product Protein kinase superfamily protein. The record is from RefSeq and is a predicted model, not a curated record. Gene Ontology annotation, biological process: protein phosphorylation. Gene Ontology annotation, molecular function: ATP binding; protein kinase activity. Lineage: Eukaryota; Viridiplantae; Streptophyta; Magnoliopsida; Fabales; Fabaceae.
CAACGUUGUAGGCGCCAGGCAGUGGAAAAGAAACACGGGAGAGUGAGUGAGUGAGUGAGUUCGAACUUCGAAGCUCCCAACAUUCUCUCUUCUCUUCUCUUCUCUUCUCUUGUCUUCUGGCAUUGCCACUAUGCUUUAAGCAGUUCUAGGGUUAGGGCUUUGGCUUCUCAGAAAUGGAGGGAUACAGAAGGAAGGCGCACAUAGCGCUGGUCGCCAUGGUGGUGCUCGCUUCCCUCGCUGUCUUUGCUUUGCUCAUCGCCCUCUCUUACUACUGCUACAUCCUCAACAAGCUCUCUAACCGCCGCAAAACCCUCAAAAAAGUUGAGGACGCUAACCUUAACGACAAAAGUGACUUUGCAAAUCUGCAAGUUGUCGCUGAGAAGGGACUUCAGGUGUUCACUUUCAAGCAGUUGCAUUCUGCAACAGGGGGCUUCAGCAAGUCAAAUGUCAUUGGUCAUGGUGGAUUUGGACUUGUUUACCGGGGAGUGCUCAAUGAUGGCAGGAAAGUUGCCAUAAAAUUCAUGGAUCAAGCAGGAAAGCAAGGGGAAGAAGAAUUUAAAGUAGAGGUGGAAUUGCUAAGUCGUUUGCAUUCUCCAUAUCUGCUGGCAUUGCUUGGGUACUGCUCUGAUAGUAAUCAUAAAUUGCUGGUGUAUGAAUUUAUGGCACAUGGUGGACUGCAGGAACAUCUUUAUCCUGUCAGCAAUUCUAAUGUUACAGCUGUAAAGUUGGAUUGGGAAACUCGAUUAAGAAUAGCACUUGAAGCUGCUAGGGGCUUGGAAUAUCUUCAUGAACAUGUCAGUCCUCCAGUGAUUCACAGAGAUUUUAAGAGCAGCAACAUCCUCUUGGAUAAGAAGUUUCAUGCCAAAGUUUCUGAUUUUGGAUUGGCAAAGCUUGGACCUGAUAGAGCUGGUGGACAUGUUUCAACUCGAGUUUUGGGCACCCAGGGAUAUGUUGCUCCCGAAUAUGCACUAACAGGACAUUUAACAACAAAAUCAGAUGUGUACAGUUAUGGUGUUGUACUUUUGGAACUGCUCACUGGCCGAGUGCCAGUUGAUAUGAAGAGACCUCCAGGGGAAGGUGUUCUUGUUUCUUGGGCUCUCCCCCUUUUGACUGAUAGAGAGAAGGUUGUAAAGAUUAUGGAUCCUUCAUUGGAGGGACAGUACUCCAUGAAAGAGGUUGUCCAGGUGGCUGCAAUUGCUGCAAUGUGCGUGCAACCGGAGGCCGAUUAUAGGCCGCUCAUGGCAGAUGUUGUGCAGUCAUUGGUUCCACUGGUGAAGACUCAAAGGUCCCCUUCAAAGGUAGGCAGCUCUAGUUUCCAUUCCCCUAAGUUGUCCCCAGGCCCCACAUCCAUUUAAUGCAUGUAAUGUCACAUAUUAUCAACAUUUAAAUGAAGGAUAGGUACAUGCUCACCAAACUUAGAUUUGUAACCUCGGUAGUUGCUGUUUCUUUGUAAUCUUAAUUCUUAAACCAUGUGAUGCUGAUUGAAGAGGGAAAAAAUGCUGGGCUUAAUGUUAAUAGUUUAAAUUAAUGAAAGAUAGACCUGUUUAUAUUUUA